CAUUUCUGAAAAGGGACAAUGCAUGACAAUACAUUUCAAUUCAAAACAUUUUUUAAUUGGUCGAAAAAGGCGAGAAUAAUAAGACACACCCACUCCCAUCUCCGGUAGAUGGGAGAGAGAGGGGCUGCGUGAGCCAGGAGGGAGAGCGACAGCUUCUUCUUAUUUCUCUCAGACAAAGUGGGGCUCCAGCUCUCUGGAACACUUUGCCCAGAUUAUGGACUUCACUUUGCGCGUUGACAUCGGCGGAGCAGUGGGGUUCUGGCUGUGUGCCUCCAUCGCUCUUCUCCUCCUCCGAGGUCAGCGGAGGGACUUCAACGGAAUCUCCGGAUCAGCGUGGCCGACCGGGAGUCUCAGUAUGCCGCUGUGUGAGUGAUGCGGGGAGGGGAAGGGGGUUGUCGAUGCGGAGCGAGCACACCGCGGCUGACUUGAACUUCAUUUCCUACCUUCCUGGCUGCUUUGGUUGGGAGGUGGCCCUUUCAGCAUAAUGAUCCAUUUCUCCAGAACCACCAGAAAACCGAGCCAGCCCAGUCCGAAGCUGCAGCGGGAGCUGUGAGCGGACGCAGCGGGCGUAAUGCGCACUUUGUGCCCGGUCUGAGCGCAGCAGCCUGCGGAGACAGCUGCUUUCGUUAAGGUUUCUGGAACCAAAUGUCAAAUCAGAAAAGAAGCUUUGUGGACAAAUGUGAAAGUGAAGGAAGAGAGGACGCCCAUCGGUAACCCUCCGGUGUUUUUUACAUGGCUCUGUUAGCCAAGACUGCUGUGACAAGAGCUGUGAGAGACCUGUGUUAAAAGAAAAGAGACAGUGGAAAUGUGAAAUGCUCUUAAAUAAUGUCUCUCCGCUCAAUUAUGGACCGUGGGUGGUGAAGGAAUCAUAUUGCUUAAUGAGACCAUUACUCUGGUGUUGGAAAGCUUAAGACAACUAAUCACCAAGGGAUUACUCAAGACCGUCGUCAGCAAACAGAAAAUAUCCAACGACUGUUCUGUUGGAUUUGAAUCUUAAUUUUUAACUUUCUUCCCUAAUUUAGUGUCUGUAUUUUUUCUGAUCUUUUUGAAAUGGAGAUACAGUGGCGUUUGUGGAAUAAGGACUGGGCCUCCUUUAUAAGGCCGUGGAUACCUAUACUUUUGGGCCUUCAUCUCCAGUUCUCCCGGGCGUCCAACUGUCCAGAGGAGUGCCGCUGUGAUCGUACUUUUGUUUAUUGCAACGAGCGGAGCUUGACCUCAGUGCCUCAGGGAAUCGGUGAGGGUUACAAGACCCUUUAUCUCCACAACAACCAAAUCAAUAACGCUGGCUUUCCCCUGGAGCUCCACCACGUGGCCUCUGUGGAAACUGUGUUUCUCUAUGGUAACCAGCUGGAUGAGUUCCCUAUCAAUCUGCCCAAAAAUGUGAGGGUUCUCCAUUUGCAGGAGAAUAACAUUCAGACCAUCUCCAGAGCAGCUUUGGCCCAGCUUCUUUGGCUCGAGGAGCUGCACUUGGAUGAUAACUCCAUUUCUACCGUAGGUGUAGAGGAAGGGGCCUUCCGUGAGGCACUAAGCCUGAAGAUGCUCUUCCUCACCAAAAAUCACAUGAGCAGUGUGCCUAUUGGUCUUCCAGAUGAUCUGAAAGAAUUGCGAAUGGACGAGAACCGAAUUGCUGUCAUCGCGGAGGAGGCAUUUCGGAAUGUAACCCGUCUGCAGCGCCUGCUAUUGGAUGGGAACUUGUUGACAGAUGAAGGGAUUGCACCGGGGACCUUUCAGGAUUUGGACACCCUCAGGGAGCUGUCCCUAGCCCGCAACUCACUGACAUACCCUCCCCCAUUCCUCCCAGGGCAGGUACUUGUCAAAUUAAACUUCCAGGAAAACCAGAUAAACAGUAUUCCUGCUAGUGCAUUUGCAGGGUUGCACAAGCUGGAGAGGCUGGAUAUUUCUAACAACCAUCUGCAGUCGUUGACACAGGGGGUCUUUGAUGGCCUCCGCAGUCUCAGACAGCUAACCGUUCGGAACAACCUUUGGCUGUGCGAUUGUAGCAUCAAAUGGGUGGGGUCAUGGCUCAAAUCUCUGCCGGCCUCACUCAAUGUGCGCGGCUUCAUGUGCCAUAAACCUGAAAAGUUCCGGGGCAUGGUGAUCAGGGAGCUGAGUGCGGAGCUAGUGCAGUGCCCACAGAGCACAGUGACUGCACCCCUGUCCUCAUUAACAGUAGACACUGCUCUCAUCCCAACUGUGUCCUCUUCCUACGACUCUCCGCUGGUCACUGGGUAUGUUUCCCCCUCCUCCAGGCAACCCCCUCCCACGUUAACCACCCACUAUGCUGUCUAUUCAACCAGAAAGGGAGGGUUGAGGACUAAGCAACCUCCAGACCUGAGAAGGGAGGCGUUACAUGUCACAUUUGCCAUACUAAAUGGCUCAGCUAUCCAUGUCAGCUGGGUCGCCGCCUUUGCAGUCACUACUUUCAAGGUGACCUGGGCCAGGAUGGACCCCAGCCUGACAGGGGACACAGUCAGGGAAAGGAUAGUGGGUGGGGAUCACCGGGGGAUCCGACUGGCUAACCUUGAGCCAAAGUCCACCUAUCGUAUCUGUGUCAUUCCCUUGGAUGCGUUCAACAACUAUCGGCCCAAAGAUGAUACCGUGUGCACUGAGGCUGUGACCACGGCAGCCUCUUUCAGCCCCGACAACAACAACAACAACAAAAGGCCGCCGGGGCCUGAACAGGCCACACAACAUGAACCCAGCUCACCUUUCUUGCUGGCUGGACUGAUUGGUGGGGCUGUGAUUGUGGUACUGGUGGCACUCCUCAGCGUCUUCUGCUGGCACAUGCACAAGAAGAGCUGCUCCAAGGCCGCAACCAACUGGAAAUACAACCGGGGUCGGAGAAAGGAUGAAUAUUGCGAGGCAGGGACCAAGAAGGACAAUUCCAUCCUGGAAAUGACUGAGACUAGCUUCCAGAUAGUUUCACUUAACAAUGAACAACUUCUCAAGGGAGAUUUCCGCAUUCAGCCUAUUUACACCCCUAAUGGGGGCAUCGGCUUCCGAGACUGUCCCCUGGAGAAUAACAGCACAGUUUACUGCAAGAACAAUGUUCAGGAUGCAGACUUUUGUGGCACAUGAUGGUUUGGGAGCAUUUUUACUGACUACCCACUCUUUACUGGACACUGUACAGUGUUAAUAUUAUUUGAAACUUUCAAAAAAAUGUAAUUUAUACAACUAAAUGGAUGGUAUUUUUUAUAUGUCAAUGUUGGAUUUAUAUAUAACUGGUUUCUGUAGUUUUGCUGUUGAGUUCUGUGCACACAGACAUGUAAAACAGGAUUUAUUUAUUAAGUGAAUAUUUAGGCUCGCUUUUGUUCUGACUUUCAGUGAUAGGUCAACGUAUACUGUAACCAAGACAGAUACAGAACGGUAGCAGCAGUGCAUCGUAGUAGAACUGAAACGGGCUGGUCCAACUCUGCCAGAAAAAAAAGGAAGAAGACACAAAUCACACUCACCACUAGAGCGCGUAGCUUCCUGGAAACCAAAAAGGCCCCCUCACUUUUACUGUAACUGUUUUUAAUAAAGUCAUCACAGGUAUUUGCCAUAUUUGUUUAAUUUAUUAGUCAAUAGAGAGGCAAAUCAUUGGAUUUCUGCUCUUGGAAGAGGAUAUAUUUUAUGCAACAGAUAGUUCUCUGCUUCAAAGUAAAUGUAAAGGUCACAUUCAUUAAACAUUUAUAGAAGGUGGGAGGCUGCAGUACUUUCCCUUGCUUUUCCAGAUCAAUACAUUAUAAGUAAAGGGGUCACGUUAUUAGUGCCGACUGGCUGUGUUGGAUGGUGGGUGUCACCUGCCAUCUCCUUUAUGGUUAACCAAGAAACAACUCUUCUCCUUUCUUUCAGCAAGAAUAAUGUUACGGUAAAGAGUAUUGUAUAUCUAUAUGUGUAUAUAGAUAUAUAUGUGCCUUGAAAGUAUCAGCUCACAAUGUCUUUUGAAUCCAUGCUUUUGGACUAAAAGGUAUACUGUAUAUAGAAUCAAUUUAAUUGUUGAAGAAAUAUGUUGCUUUUGAUUAUUUAUUUAC
Molecule: messenger RNA, 4013 nt
Organism: Pungitius pungitius (ninespine stickleback)
Lineage: Eukaryota; Metazoa; Chordata; Actinopteri; Perciformes; Gasterosteidae
Product: leucine-rich repeat transmembrane protein FLRT2
Exons: 2
Coding region: 1051-3078 (675 amino acids)
Molecular function (GO): protein binding
Source: RefSeq, a predicted model, not a curated record